This is a messenger RNA of Esox lucius (northern pike), 1254 nucleotides long. RefSeq names its product hydroxypyruvate isomerase (gene hyi). Lineage: Eukaryota; Metazoa; Chordata; Actinopteri; Esociformes; Esocidae. Gene Ontology annotation, biological process: glyoxylate metabolic process. The transcript is spliced from 8 exons. Gene Ontology annotation, molecular function: hydroxypyruvate isomerase activity. The record is from RefSeq and is a predicted model, not a curated record. The coding region runs from base 243 to 1061 and encodes 272 amino acids.
UAAUGUUGCUCACAAGAUAGAUGGAACUUUACCAGGUAGCUAACCAGAGCUAGCUUCCCAGCAGCGUUGCUUUUUGGUUAUAUCAAUAUUUGACCUCACAUGAGAAUCAACAUCAGCUGAUAGCUGAGCCUGUUGUUCUGUGGAUUUUUAACCAUAGUUUAUUCUUUACAGUGCUUGUUACAUCAAACGUAUGCUAUAGAAAACUUUGCUUGUUAACUUACCCUUGCAACAAAUCAAGACAAAUGCCUGCUUUAAAAUUCUGCGCGAACAUUACAUGGUUGUUUACGGAUUUGCCAGAGAUUUCGCAAAGAAUAUACGCUGCUGCCUCGGCCGGGUUUCAGGCUGUGGAGGCGGCAUGGCUGUAUGACUCUGAUUUACAGGAGUUGCAAAGAGUGAAAAAUGCUACUGGAGUUGAAGUGGUGUUGAUUAACACACCCCUUGGAGAUGCAAAAGCAGGGGAGCUUGGUCUGGGUGCUGUCCCAGGGAGAGAAAAGGACUUCAGAAAGGGUCUGGAUCUGGCUAUUCAGUAUGCUAAGGCUCUGGACUGCAGGAGGAUCCACUUGAUGGCAGGGAGGGUGCCUGUUGGGGCGGACCGAGCUACAGUUGCCAUGGAAAUGGAGGACAGCUUCAUAAAGAACCUGAAACAUGCUGCAGAUGUCCUUACAAAGGAGGGAAUCACUGGACUGAUCGAACCUAUCAACACUAGGAUAUCAGACCCAAGAUAUUUCCUGGACAGUCCACAUCAGGCGGCUGCUAUCCUGAAGAAGGUUGACCACCCAAAUAUCAAAAUGCAGUUGGACAUCUUUCACUGGCAGAUAAUGGAUGGCAACUUGACACAGAACAUUCAGAAAUAUUUCCCUCUCAUCGGUCACAUCCAGAUAGCUCAGGUGCCCAACAGGAAUGAGCCAGACAGUGCAGGAGAGCUAAACUUCCCAUACCUCCUCAGGCUACUGGAGGAGUUGGGUUACAUGGGGUACAUCGGGUGCGAAUACAAACCUCUAGGCUCUACAAAUGAAGGGCUGGGUUGGGUGCACAAUUACUGGAAGAGCAGCAACAAGUGACAACGCAAGAAUUUGUAAAAUAGGCCAAAUCAUAAAUAACCAUGUGAACGUGUAACGUUUGACUGGCACGCCGCUUUGUUGAUGUAUUGAUGACAAAUGUGCGCCGAGCGGCAGGAGUACAACUGGUUCCUUUGUUAGCGAUGUCUUUUGAUUUCACUAUUGUACAGUAUAAAGUCCAACUGUCUUGUCCCAG